AUGCGUCGGAUAUAUCUAAUGUCCGAGUCAACACCGGCCAUUUUUGCACCGGUGUUCAAUGUCGAUUACGGUGACAUCGGUGCUCUCACAUCAUUUAUGGAGGAGCAGAAUGUCCACACCGUAAUAAGCGCUUUUGGUAUCACGGCCACAUCCUUGGCGACCUCCCAGCUCAACCUCAUCAAAGCCGCGGAUGCGUCCAGUGCUACAGAGCGGUUCAUCCCUAGUUCUUUUGCCAUCCCUUAUCCAGAAGACGGUGUCACCAUCCUCCCGCCCCUAGAGCACUACUUCAUCUCGCUCAAGGCACUCGAGGCGACCAGCCUUGACGUUAUCGUGGUCGACAGGGAGCACAACGCGGCGGGCAUCCCCGGUGACGGCGAUGAGCCUGUGACGCUCACGUACACCUUUGCCGUGGCGCGGUUCGUCGUGGCCGCGCCGGACCUGGAGGCGUGGCCGCGUGAGCUGCGCGUCGUGGGCGACGAGCUGACGUUCAACGAGCUCGUGGCCAUCGCGGAGGAGGUCAAGGGGGCCAAGUUCGAGGUUGCGUACGACAGUGUCGAGAAGCUGAAAUCGUCGCAGAUCACAGAACUGCCUGGGCACGCAGCGUCUUAUGACAAGUUCCCCAAGGAGCGGCUGCAGUGGUUCCUGGCCAUCUUUGAGCUGUGGAUGGCCACGGGGCGGGGCCGCGUGCCGUGCCUUGCUAUACUUCUUACAUGUGUUUAUACAUAA
This is a messenger RNA of Diaporthe citri, 726 nucleotides long. RefSeq lists its product as uncharacterized. The coding region runs from base 1 to 726 and encodes 241 amino acids. NCBI's taxonomy places the organism in Eukaryota, Fungi, Ascomycota, Sordariomycetes, Diaporthales, Diaporthaceae. The record is from RefSeq and is a predicted model, not a curated record. The transcript is spliced from 4 exons.